AUGGCUAUUCCUCAAAUCCGAGACCCUUCAAUCCGCUACCUCGAGACCGCUCAAGCAUACGAUCUCUGGGCCAACGUCUAUGACACCGACGGCAACUUCCUACAGGCCCUCGACUCCAUCCAGAUGAAGCAUUGGCUUCCCCGAAUGCUCACUCGCCUCGACUCCGACCGUCGCCCGCGACCCUGGAAUGUGGUGGAUCUGGGAUGUGGCACGGGUCGCAACACCGCUGCCCUGGUGGAGGUCGCGGACCUCAAAGUCAUCGGCUUGGAUGUGAGUCCUGGAAUGUUGACCGUCGCUCGAGAGCGGCUGAAGGACGUGGUGGCGUCGGGCAGACUCAAACUCGAUGUCUUGGAUUUGAUCGAGCAGCCCGUCCCGGCUUCUCUCGAUAAUUGGGCUGACGCCAUCGUCUCGACUCUGGUCAUUGAACACAUCCCCGCCGAUCGCUUCUUUCGUCAAGCCUCACGAAUGCUCAAACCUGGCGGGUUCCUGCUCUUGACCAAUAUGCAUUCCGAGAUGGGUGGGAUCAGUCAGGCCGGUUUCGUCGACCCUAGUACAGGGGAAAAGAUUCGCCCGGCUAGCUAUGCUCACACCAUACAGGAUGUAGAGGCCAAAGCUGCCGAGUACGGGCUGGAGGUGGUGGACGCCAUAGAGGAAGUGUCUGUCGAACCAGGCAUGGUGACUCGGUUGGGUGAGCGGUCGGCCAAAUGGGUCGGGGUUAAGGUGUGGUUUGGAGGCAUCCUGAGGAAGAAGUAG
This is a messenger RNA of Exophiala bonariae, 753 nucleotides long. RefSeq lists its product as uncharacterized. NCBI's taxonomy places the organism in Eukaryota, Fungi, Ascomycota, Eurotiomycetes, Chaetothyriales, Herpotrichiellaceae. The coding region runs from base 1 to 753 and encodes 250 amino acids. The transcript has a single exon. The record is from RefSeq and is a predicted model, not a curated record. Gene Ontology annotation, molecular function: S-adenosylmethionine-dependent methyltransferase activity.